Messenger RNA from Drosophila mojavensis, 3157 nucleotides. RefSeq names its product sphingosine kinase 1 (gene Sk1). Lineage: Eukaryota; Metazoa; Arthropoda; Insecta; Diptera; Drosophilidae. Bases 296 to 2332 code for a protein of 678 amino acids. Gene Ontology annotation, biological process: sphingosine biosynthetic process. The transcript is spliced from 2 exons. Gene Ontology annotation, cellular component: membrane; intracellular membrane-bounded organelle; cytoplasm. The record is from RefSeq and is a predicted model, not a curated record.
ACAAGUGAAAUCAAAUCGCACAGCGCCAAUCUCCCCAGCUCAUUCGUUCCAUACGAAAAAUGAGGUUAGUUCGCUCAGUACGCGAAGAUACGUGGAGUCGAGCGCACAGGAGCGAACGGCAACUAACAAAAAAAAAGCAAACAAACAACAAAAAAUUGAAGAUAAAUACAAAAUAAAUUUGUAACAACAAAACUAAAGAAAAACAAAAGAAAAAGUUUGGCAGCAACAACAACAUUUAAAACUGGUAAUAAUUAGCAGGUGACCGAAAACAAAAGUUUGGAGGCGUUUGGCGGCCAUGACAGCCAACCCAAUACCGCGAGUCGAGCAACAAGAGUCGGAGGCGGAAUCGCAGCUGAAGCCGAUGCAUGCGGAAACGGCUGAGGCCGAGGCCGAUGUGAAUGGGGCAGCUGAGGCAGCAACGGAUGAGCUAAUUGGCAUUUUCUAUGUGGAGAACCGGCGACGCAAGCAAAACAUCAAAAUUGUGGUCAAGCUCUGUCCAGAGGGCAUCUAUCUACGACGGGAGACGGCACAAAAUGAUCACAUCAAUGAGCAGCUGAUACGCAUCGACGACAUCAUCGGCUCCAGCUGUGGCCAGCGGCUGAAGAAGCGAGCCCGAGGUGGCCUCACCUCGUGCAAAAGCACCAGAAAUCAGCAGCAGGAGCAGCACCAGCACCCAGAUGCCGAGGGUGCAGGAGCAGAGGAGCAGCAGGGAAAGGAAGCCGACAACAGCGCCUACCUCUACAUCUAUGCGUAUCUGAAGAAGGAGAAGCCGCUGCGACGAGGAAAGACGUUGCGCAUCCUACGCUUUCGCACCAGCGACGACUAUGCCGAGAAUCUGGCCACCGCUCGGCUGUGGCAUCGCACCAUACGGGAGCACAAGCAGCGCUCAGGCGCUGCGGGUGAAGUGGCUCGGGCGACGGGCAAAAAGCUGCUGAUUUUGCUGAAUCCCAAGUCGGGAUCGGGCAAGGGACGCGAACUGUUCCAGAAGCAGGUGGCUCCAGUGCUGCGCGAAGCGGAGGUCCAGUACGAUCUGCAGAUCACAACCCAUCCCAACUAUGCGCAGGAAUUUGUACGCUCGCGCAAGGAUCUGAUGGAACGAUAUUCGGGCAUCGUUGUCGCCUCCGGCGACGGCCUCUUCUACGAGGUGCUCAACGGCCUGAUGGGGCGCAUGGACUGGCGUCGUGCCUGCCGUGAGCUGCCCCUGGGCAUCAUACCCUGCGGCUCCGGCAACGGCCUGGCCAAAAGCAUCGCUCAUCAUUGCAACGAGCCGUACGAGCCGAAGCCCAUCCUCCAUGCCACGCUGAUCUGUGUGGCCGGCCGCGCUACGCCCAUGGAUGUGGUGCGUGUCGAGCUCACUCACCGGGACAGACACUAUGUGAUGUACUCGUUCCUCUCCAUUGGCUGGGGCCUCAUUGCCGACAUCGAUAUUGAGAGCGAAAGCCUGCGCUCGAUUGGCGCCCAGCGCUUUACCCUUUGGGCCAUUCGACGGCUCAUCACGCUGCGCUGCUAUCGGGGUAAACUCUACUAUCUGCCGGCAAAGAGCUCCACGGAGCAGCCAGCAGCAGCUCCUGCAGCAGCUCCUGCAGCAGCUCCUGCAGCAGCUCAAUCCACGACAGGGACACCUCAGGAGCAGGCCAAUAGCCAGGCUGAGCCCCAGCCCGCAGACUUCAGCGAAUUCAAAGACCUGCCCGACGACGAGGAUGUGCAGUUGCGCGACAAUCAGUCCGAUCUGGAUCAGUUUGCCGAUGCCCUGUCCCUGGAUCGUUCCAUCUAUCGCCAGAAUGCGGAUAGCUGGCAUUCGGCAGUGUCGAGGCGCACGGCCUACUAUUCGAUUGGGGGCCAGAGCUCGCGCUCCAACCGCAGCCGGCUGAACGUGAGCCAGCGGAUCGAGGCAGCCAAUGCCGAGUUCAAUCAGCUGGUGCCGGUGAGCAAGAUACCCGGACUGCAGAUGCCGCUAUCUGCCGCCGAUGGCUGGCUGCACGAGGAGGGCGAAUUCGUGAUGGUCCAUGCGGCCUACACCACCCACCUGGCCUCCGAUUGCUACUUUGCGCCCGAGUCCCGGCUCAACGAUGGCCUCAUCUACCUGGUGAUCAUACGAGCCGGUGUCGGACGCUCUCAGCUGCUCAACUUUCUGCUGGGCAUGCACAAUGGCACUCAUCUGCCCAUGGAGCCGGAUCCACACAUACAGGUGGUGCCGGUGCGAGCGUUUCGCAUUGAGCCUUGCGGCUCCCAUGGCAUCCUUACCAUCGAUGGGGAGCGCGUGGACUAUGGGCCCAUACAAGCCGAGGUAUUCCCAGGCCUCAUCAAUGUGAUGACCACAACGGGGCAGUGAGCAGGUUUUCAAAGUUCCAGUUAUUAAUUUUACAACAUAUACAUAUAUAUAAAUAUGGUUUAAGACUGUUUUUUUUAAUAGAUAUAUGAAUUUUUUUUUUUUUUUUUUUUUUUUUUUUAUUACUGCUGAAUAUUAUUAGAAAAAGAGAGCACAAAUAUGACACAAGUAAAAGAGGAACCAAGACAAGAAUAUUUUUUGCUAUAUAUCUACGAAUAUCGUAUAUAUUUAGUUAUAGGAGUGUGUAUAUAAUAUUUAGUGUAUAUAUUUACAUAUGUACGAAACAUUGUUUUGUUUUUGAGGCUUCAAUUAACAUUUCAUUUUCAUUAACAGCUUUGAGCUAACAGCUAAAUUGUUUACGUUUUGGUUCAUCGAUUCCUUAGCCUUGGUUUAUUGACUUAUUAUUAUUAAUAUUUGUUUUCCAAUUUUAAAAUUGUAAGCCAAAUCGUUUUUAUUAUAUAUACAAUAAUUCAUUUACUUAUAGAUAUUUUUAACAGCUUUUAAAAUCAAUUAAAAUUUAACAUAUUCAUGUAUUUUGUGUUGUCAAACAAUUAUAGCAGAAUGUUAAUUUUGCGAUAACAUCGGCAAUGUUUAAUAAUAGAACACAAAUACACACGCACCAGAAACUAGUUUAAUUCAGAUAACUGUCCACAGUUACAACUGUUUUCUUUUUGAUUGAUUGUUUUCAAAGGUGUUUGUCAACUAAUAUGAUAAAUAUGGGAUAUAUGCGGGCAUUAAGUAUACAGUCAAUUGAAAUAUUUAUAGAAAUUAUUUAGUGGUAUUUUUUGUUUUGAACUUUUAGCCAAUAAAAACCGAUGAUUAACUGAA